UCCGGCAACAAUAGGAAACGUCAAAACUCCGACAGACGGCAGCUCCGGCUGCUGCAGCUUGAGGUGCCCUGAGUUUGGAGGGAUCUAGUGGUAUUUCUGUUAUUCUCACGGCCGUCACCUCCAUCGGCGUGAGCAAGUAAAGUCUGAACCGGCUUCUCCAUGGCCUGGGCACCAGUUCCCGGCUAAGCAUUUUCCUUCUGGCUAAAAGCCCCCGCCCAGAGGCCGAUUCGUCGCGGCGGCGGUGGGGAUCGCAGGUCACUCAGGCUUGCAGAUGGGUCAGGGGCUGUGGAGAGUGGCCAGAAACCAACAGCUACAACAGGAAAGUUUUAGUGAGCCACGCUACCUCACGAGAGAGCAUAGCAGGAGAAUGGCUGCAAGCAACGCUUCUAACACCAAUCAUCGUAAACAAGUCCAGGGAGGCAUUGAUAUAUAUCAUCUUUUGAAGACAAGGAAAUCUAAAGAACAGGAAGGAUUCAUUAAUUUGGAAAUGUUACCUCCUGAGCUGAGCUUUACCAUCUUGUCCUAUCUGAAUGCAACUGACCUCUGCUUGGCUUCAUGUGUUUGGCAAGAUCUUGCUAAUGAUGAACUUCUCUGGCAAGGGCUGUGCAAAUCCACUUGGGGUCACUGUUCCAUAUACAAUAAGAACCCACCUCUAGGAUUUUCUUUUAGAAAAUUGUAUAUGCAGCUGGAUGAAGGCAGCCUCACCUUCAAUGCUAACCCAGAUGAGGGAGUGAGCUACUUUAUGUCCAAGGGUAUCCUAGAUGAUUCACCAAAGGAAAUAGCAAAGUUUAUCUUCUGUACAAGAACACUAAAUUGGAAGAAACUGAGAAUCUAUCUUGAUGAAAGGAGAGAUGUCUUGGAUGACCUUGUAACACUGCAUAAUUUUAGAAAUCAAUUCUUGCCAAAUGCACUGAGAGAAUUUUUUCGUCAUAUCCAUGCCCCUGAAGAGCGUGGGGAAUAUCUUGAAACUCUUAUAACAAAGUUCUCACAUAGGUUCUGUGCUUGUAACCCUGAUUUAAUGCGAGAACUUGGCCUUAGUCCUGAUGCGGUCUAUGUACUGUGCUACUCUUUGAUUCUACUAUCCAUUGACCUCACUAGCCCUCAUGUGAAGAAUAAAAUGUCAAAAAGAGAAUUUAUUCGAAACACCCGUCGUGCUGCUCAAAACAUUAGUGAAGAUUUUGUAGGGCAUCUUUAUGACAACAUCUACCUUAUUGGCCAUGUGGCUGCAUAAAAGCACAUUUGCUAGGACUUUAGCUUUUAACUCCAAACUAAAGCUACCCAAGGACUUAUUUCUAGCAGAUAUGGGGGUUACAUUGUGCCGAUCAUUCUAGCCUCUGUAUACAAUCAAGCUUGAGUGUACAACCUUUAUUUCUUUUACUAUUUUCUUUUUUAGUAAUUUCCUUGGGGAACUAAAGAAUUUUGCAGAAUUUUUCUUAAUUUUGCUUAUCAUGUUUUGCACAAAGCAGAGCCAUUGUCUGACACAGCUAUUUAAGAAUGUUUAACUGACAUUAUACUCUAAAAGAUGUGUGUUUGUGCAUUAGAUUUGCCUGAAAAACUUUAUCCAGUUCCAUUCUUUUAUAAAAUACCAUGUAAUAUGUACAUAUUUAACUAUAAAGAGAUUUAUAAUCGUAAUUAUUUUAUUGUAAAGAUUUUAACUAAAGUUUUUCCUUUUCUCUCAAACUGAGUUCUGAAUUUAUUUGAUUUUGAUCUGAGAUUAUUACCGUCUAUAAAAGUAGGCUCUGACUUCAGAUAGAAUACAAUACCAAUUUCCCUUUCCUUUGAACUUGGAAAAGAGUGUUGAUUUGUUACUAUAUUACUAUGCAAAACCAGCACUUUUUUUAAUACUAUAAAUUUAUCAUUUGAUGUUUUCAUUUUUAAAACUUCUGGUUUAGUCAAGUCCUAAGUUCUUUAACCAUUUAGGAUAGAAAAAUAUGUUAAAAUGUAAACUGUGCACGUACAUGAGAACAAAAUGUUAUCCGAAAUUAGUAAAUCUUUGCUUACUAAUAUCUGAAUUAGUCAGACUUUACUCUUGUCCUAAUCUUGAUGCUCUCUGUUCAGAAUCAAUCAAGAGAGAGAUACUGUGAAUUAUUGUAGUAAAUACUCUUUAUUCAUUCAUUCAAGAAAUUGUUAUUAAGGGACUACCAUGGACUAAGCACUGUGCUAGGUACUAGUGAUACCAAGACAUGGGCUCUGCCUUCACAAAUGUUACAUGAUUGGAUAAUGAGAGGAGAAUUAUGGCUUACUGGAGAGCAAGUAUAUGAAGUAUAUCUUAAUUAACAAUUGUUUACCAAUUAUAAUACACAGCACUGGAAUUAUAGGGAACAAUAUAUUUACAUGGUAAUUUAGAAAUUUGCUGGAAGUGCCUCUAAUUAAAGCAUCAGCUUUGGAAUGAUGCAUUAUGUGAUGGGAAUAGCUGCUAGUGUAGGGAGAGGAUUGAGAGAGUAGAAACACUUACUAAAGGUGUAGCAUCCUGGCCUCCUUCCACUUCUGGUCCUAAGUCAAUAGUGGUUGGUAAUACUAUAAAUGUCAUAAUGUAGUACAGAGUUUUCAAGAACAAAAUGUAAGAAAAUCAAACAAUUUUGAAUAUCAAAGGGAUUUUUAGACUGAUAGUAAGCAAUUUCUAAGAUUCUAAAGCAAAUAUCUAAAUAAUUUUCACAUGUGCGUAUUUUGACUCAAUUACAAAAUAAUUAUUAUUUUUAAUUUUUAACUUCAAAACUAAUUUGUUUCAAAAUGCAAAGGAACAUGAUAACAUGAUGUAUUGUCUUUCCUGUUUUCCAGUAAAUAGCACCUUGCUUUCUCCUUCUGUCUGCUUCUAUCUUUUCUUCUUUGUUUUUACCAACCCUGUCUUUCCCUUGCUAUCUAGUUCUUUCUGCCUCUCUGUUUUAGUUUUACUUUCUAUAGCUCUUUUUUUUCUUCUGUCCUCCAUUUCCAAUCUCUUUCUUUUUUCUAUCCUUCCCCACCCCAUCCUGACCUGAUUAUAAAUGUGGGUUGGCAAUAUUCAUUUUCCCAACAUAUAGGACAUUACAAAAAUUUUCAUUCCAGUACUAUGAAAAUUUUCAAACAUAUGGAAAAGUUGGAAGAUAUCACAGAAAAUACCCAUAUACUCACCACCUAUAUUCCACAAUUUAAAUUACGUUAUAUUUUCUUUAUCACAUAUCUACCCAUCCCUCUAUCCAUGCACCAACAAUUUGUAUUGUUUUAAGACAGGUCAAGGUAAGUUUCUAACAUUAGUAUAGUACACUUCAUUCCCCAAAAUUUCAACUUGUGUAUUAUUAACUAGAGAUUGAUAUUUUUUAAAGUUUUUUUUAGGUAAAAUUUACAUAGAAUUAAAUGUAUAAAUCUUAAGUGCACUAGUCAUUGAGUCCUCACAAAUGCCUACACCUGUGUAAGUCAAACUCCUAUCAAGAUACACAACUUUACGUAACAGCCUAUUUACAGUUAAUAUUGUUCCACUUUGUGUAAAGUGUAGAAACUUUGAAACUCUGUAGGUCCAUCUAUCCCCUCCCUCCAUCCUUUAUCUUAGAGUUGUCAUACGUAUUACAUAUAACAUGUUAUAACUCUGCAAUAUAAUGUUAUAAUUUUCUUUAAAUAGACAUCUGCAUUUUAAAUAAAUUAAGAAAAACAUAUUCUUUAUAUUUACCCACAUUAUCAUUUCUGAUCUUAUUCCUUCUUGAAGAUCCAGGUUUCCUUGUAGUAUCAUUCUUUUCAGCUGAAGAACUUAAUUUAAUCUCUAUUACAGUUCUGGUCUGCUGACAAAUAAUUACCUUAGUUUUCUUUUACCUGAAAAUAUCUUUAUAUUGUUUUCCUUCUUGAAGAAUAUUUUUCUGGAUGUAGAAUUCUGUGUUGACAGUUUUUUUUUUCUUUUGGCACUUUAGAGAUAUUGUUCCUCUAUCUUCUGGCCUAUGUUAUUUCCACCAAAAAGUCAGUGGAAAUUCAAAUAAUUCAAAUCAUUGUUCUCCUGUGUAUAACAAUGCAGUUUUCCUCUGGAUGGUCUAUUCUUCGAGUAUUUUUUCAGUCCCAUUUCUCUUUCCGCUCCUUCUGAGACUUCAGUUAUACAUAUGUCAGACAUUUUUAUAUUGACCCACAGGUCUGUGAGGUUCUAUUGGUAUUUUUCAAUCUUCUUUUUUUUUCUGUCAUCAUAUUGGGUUAUUUCUCUUGAUCUGUAUUUAAGUUCAAUGACUCUUCCAUAAUCAUUCUUCUUUUAAGCCCAUGCAAUGAACUUCUUUUUUUUAAUUAUAUUUCUUAGUUCUCAAAUUUCUGUUUAGUUAGUUUUUAUUUAUAUUUCUGUGCUGAGAUUUCCUAUCUGUUCAUUCACUAUAAGCACAUUUUUCUUUACAUUCUUGAACAUAGUUUUAAUAGCUGCUUUAAAAUUUUGUCUGCUAAUUCCUGUAUCUGGAUCAUCUCAGUGUCAAUCUUUUUAUUGUCUUUUCUUUAGAGAAUGGCUCACAUCUUCCUGUUUCUUCAUAUGUUGAGUAAUUUAGAUUGUGUCGUGGACACGGUGAAUAAAAUGUUAUAGAAACCUGGAUUCUGAUACAGUUCUCUGAAGACCUGUUUUGUUUUAAGCAGACCAUUAAUUUGACUGAAUUCUACCUACAAGCUCUAACUACCCAGUAGUUGGUGGCAGCUCAAAUUUCAGUUCGGUUCUUUAAUCUGGCUGCUCUGCUUGGGGUUAUGUGCACACAUACUUCAGAGGCCAGCCAGAGUUUGGGGUAGAGUUUAUACACAGAAUUUAAGGCUAACCUUCUCUGUUUCUCUUGUCAGGAUUUCCCCCUGCAUUUCCCAGCAGCUAUCAUUGUCCCAAGCUCUGUCCUGUGGUUCUUUAAACUAGUAAAACUGUAAGUGCCACGUGAUGCAGACUGGAGACUACUCUCAGGCUAACAGUAUAAAAACGGAAAACUUACCCAACACUAUUCUCUUCUUCCAUGUAUUCUCUCCCCUGUAUUAUCAAUCUGCUUUUGGUUGCUUUCCAUGAUUUUCCAUGGUUGACUUUUACAUUUUGUACAGAGUUUGUAGUUUUUGUCAUGGGAUUGGUCUCAAGGCAAUACUUGGCCACAACUUGACUUGGAACCCUUUCCAAUUGGGCAGUAUUCUUUUUGUUGAUUCCUAUGCUUACUGAUUAGGGAUUUAUUACUGGUUAUUUUUAAACUUAGAUUAGGAUUUUUAAAAUGUUCUGUCUCUGAAAAAUCUUAAUAGUAAACAUUUACAUAGUAAAUUAGCAAUUCAGUGUUUCCCAGUGGGGGUGCUACUAGCAUUUUGGGAAGGAUAUUAUUCAUUAUGGGUGACUACCCAAUGUAAUGUAGGACAUAAACAUGCCAUGAUUCUGCCUACUAGAUGCCAGUAGCAUCUACCAGUCACUGUGACAUACAAAUAAUGUCCCACAUAUUUCCAAGUGCCUGAAGCUGGGAGCUAUUGAAUCUUCUUUCAGAUAUGCCAAGUUUAUCCUGAAACACAAAAUCUCCUGAUGACAUUAUCUGUUAAAAGUCUUUCAAUGUCUCCCUUCUGUCUACAAAAUGAAUUAAUAGUUUCUUUAGCAUGGCAUAAAACUCCUUUCACAAUCUGGCCUCAGCUAAUCUUUAAAGCUUCAUCUCCAACAACAUGCCUCAGAUGUGAUCUGUUCUUUCUUUGCUUUUGCACAAGCUCUUCUUUCUUUCUGUAAUAUCCUGCUCCCUUCUGUAUCUAAAUUUCCCCUACUCAUCAUCUAAGUUCCACCUCAAAUGUAAUUUCUUCAUCAAAGCUCUCAAAGGCUGUCUCUAUUAUUCAUACCACUAGUGUUAAUUGUUUUUUCCUGUGAACCAUAGCACUCUGCACAUAAUUUGUUUUAAUUAUACUAUAAUCAUCUGCAUGUCCAGCUGAUUCAAUAGAAUGUGAUCAUAUUAAAGUCAAGGACUGCUCCCAGACUGUCAGGUCCUGUUAUAACGCCUGAACCAGGGAAGUGGCAGAUGGAUUAGAGAGGAGGAAUUGGAUAA
This is a messenger RNA of Choloepus didactylus (southern two-toed sloth), 5966 nucleotides long. RefSeq names its product F-box protein 8 (gene FBXO8). NCBI's taxonomy places the organism in Eukaryota, Metazoa, Chordata, Mammalia, Pilosa, Megalonychidae. The transcript has 6 exons. The record is from RefSeq and is a predicted model, not a curated record. Gene Ontology annotation, biological process: regulation of ARF protein signal transduction. Gene Ontology annotation, molecular function: protein binding; guanyl-nucleotide exchange factor activity. The coding region runs from base 272 to 1231 and encodes 319 amino acids.